AUGGCUUCGCGCCGGCCAACCAAUGGGCGAUCGCCGCUGGUUAAUCCCCAGCGCCAAAUCACUGCUUUCUUCUCCAAGAAGACCUCCUCCCCGCCUAAACCAAACCCUAGCCCGAAAUCCGACGGCAGCCCGAGUCCCGGCCCGAGCCCAGGCCCGGCCACUCCUUCCCCCAUCCAACAGAAGCCUAAGAAACCCUUGCUAGUCGUCGGUCCAUCUCCUAACUCGACUCCAGAUUCCGCUACUCCCAAGGAUUCCAAUGGAGCUGAAGUUGUUGGGAGACGGAUUAGGGUAUAUUGGCCGUUGGAUAAAUCUUGGUACGAGGGUUGCGUCAAGCGUUUCGACGAGGUCAGUGGUAAGCAUUUGGUGUUAUACGACGAUGCCGAGGAGGAAAUGUUGAAUUUGUCGAACGAAAGGAUUGAGUGGCUGGCGGAGGAGAAGGAGCAAUCGCUACCACCGGUGAAGAAGUUCCGCCGCCUGCGUCGGCUUACAGUUGUGGAAGAUGAAGAUGAAGAAGACGAAGAGAACGAGGGGAAUGGGGCGUGUGAAGAUGAUGAUUCUGAAGAUGAAGAUUGGGGCGAAAAAAAUGCUGAAAAGGAGGUGGUGGAGGAGGAUGUAUUGGAGGACAUGGAUUUAGAUUUGGAGGAUGAUGAUGAUGACAUUGGCGCGAAAAGAAGUAAAACGAGUUAUAAGAAGAGGAAGGUUUCUGGAGGAUUAGGAAAACUCCUUUCAUUUUCUAGUAAGAAGAGGAAGAGUAAUAAUGACAGCACCAAACAAACUAAUAAUGUUAAUAAUGUCUGCAAAGUUGCUUCAAUGACUGAUAAGAAGCCGUCAAUUGCGGCGGAUACUACUCGAACUGCAGAGAGUGAGAAAGGUGUUGAUAUUUGCAAGCCUCCGGUAGAUAAUUUUGCAGAAAGGUUUGGAGCCCGUGAAGCAGAGAAGCUUCGCUUCUUGGGACUAGCGCGUAGGGAUGGUAAACGAAGACGUCCUGGAGAUGCUGACUAUGAUCCAAAGACUUUGUACUUACCUCCUGAUUUUUUGAAAGGAUUACCCAGCGGACAGAGACAAUGGUGGGAGUUUAAGUCAAAGCACAUGGACAAGGUUCUGUUUUUCAAGAUGGGAAAAUUUUAUGAGCUUUUUGAAAUGGAUGCACAUGUUGGGGCCAAAGAGCUGGACCUGCAGUAUAUGAAGGGAGAACAACCUCAUUGUGGAUUUCCUGAGAAGAAUUUCUCAAUGAAUGUGGAGAAACUGGCCCGGAAGGGCUAUCGGGUGCUUGUUGUGGAGCAAACUGAAACACCUGAGCAGCUUGAGCUUCGUCGCAGGGAGGAGGGGUCUAAGGAUAAGGUUGUGAAACGUGAAAUAUGUGCUGUGGUUACAAAAGGAACCUUAACGGAAGGAGAAAUGCUCUCAGCAAAUCCUGAUUCUUCUUAUCUAAUGGCAGUGAUGGAGAGCUGUCAAAAUUCAGAAAAUGAAACAGGAGAUCGGAUAUUUGGUGUAUGUGCGGUUGAUGUAGCCACAAGCAGAGUUUUAAUUGGACAGUUCAGGGAUGAUUCAGAUUGUGGCGUAUUGUGCUCUCUACUAUCUGAGCUGAGGCCAGUCGAAAUUAUCAAACCCGCAAAACUGCUCAGUCCUGACACUGAGAGAAUAUUAUUCCGGCAUACUCGAAAUCCUUUGAUUAAUGAUUUGGUUCCCCUUUCUGAAUUCUGGGAUGCAGAGAAAGCCAUACACGAAGUAAAAUGUAUCUAUCAGCGUGUUAACAGUCAGACAGCUUCUCUUUCUCAGAAUGAUGCCGUUUCUCAGACAGUUAGUGAUGGCGGUGACUUCUUGCCAUCUAUUUUGGCCGAGCUUGUGGCUGCGGGGGAAGAAGGAAGCUAUGCACUUUCAGCCCUUGGGGGCACCCUUUUCUACUUGAAAAAUGCUUUUCUGGAUGAGUCUCUUCUUAGAUUUGCAAAAUUUGAGUUACUCCCGUGUACUGGCUUUGGUGAAAUCGCUCAAAAGCCAUACAUGGUUUUGGAUUCAGCGGCUUUUGAAAACCUUGAGAUAUUUGAAAAUAGCAGAAAUGGAGAUACGGAAGGGACCUUAUAUGCUCAGUUGAACUACUGUGUAACAGCUUUUGGGAAAAGGUUACUCAAGAAAUGGCUUGCUAGGCCUUUGUAUCAUGUGGAAUCAAUUCAAGAACGGCAGGAUGCUGUAGCAGGGUUAAAGGGAGUAAAUCAACCUUUUGUCCUUGAGUUUCGAAAGGAGUUGUCCAGGCUUCCGGAUAUUGAAAGGUUACUGGCACGUAUUUUUGCUAGUAGUGAAGCCAUGGGACGAAACGCAAAUAAAGUAAUACUAUAUGAAGAUGCUGCAAAGAAGCAGUUGCAAGAGUUUAUCUCAGCUUUGCGUGGUUGUGAAAUUAUUUCCCGUGCAUGCUCCACACUCGCUUCUAUCACGGAAACUGUAGAUUCCAAGCUAUUACAUCAUUUGUUGACACCUGGUAAAGGACUUCCUGAAGUACACCCAAUUCUCAGUGAGUUCAAGGAGGGUUUUGACUGGGUGGAGGCAGAGAAAUCAGGCCGUAUCAUACCUAGAGAAGGGGUUGAUGCGGAAUAUGAUGAUGCAUGCAGAAGUGUUGGGGAAGUCGAAUCCAGUUUGAUGAAACAUUUGAAGGAACAGAGAAAACAGCUUGGAGAUUCAUCUAUCAAGUAUGUUACAAUUGGAAAAGAUUCCUAUCUCCUGGAAGUGCCCGAGAGUUUGUGUGAAAGUCUUCCACGAGAGUAUGAACUUCAGUCAUCUAAAAAGGGUUAUUCCCGCUACUGGACACCAACCAUUAAAAAGUUAAUGGGCGAGUUGUCACUAGCCGAAUCAGAGAAGGAAUCAAAGUUGAAAAGCAUUUUACAGAGAUUGGUUAGAAAAUUUAGUGAAAAUCAUAAUAUGUGGGGACAACUGGUUGCGACAACUGCAGAACUGGAUGUCCUAAUUAGCAUAUCUAUUGCAAGUGACUACUAUGAAGGACCAACCUGUCGCCCAGUUUUUACUGGUGUAUCAUCUCCUGAUGCAGUACCGCAUCUUACUGCUAAAAGUUUAGGGCAUGCAAUUCUUAGGAGUGAUUGCCUUGGCAAGGGUGCAUUUGUUCCGAAUGAUGUCACUCUUGGUGGAUCUGGAAAUGCAGCCUUUAUUUUGCUUACUGGACCUAACAUGGGUGGGAAAUCAACGUUUCUGCGACAAGUGUGCUUGGCGGUCAUUCUGGCCCAGUUGGGAGCAGAUGUACCUGCCGAAAGUUUUGUGAUGUCUCCUGUUGACCGUAUUUUUGUUCGAAUGGGUGCAAGGGAUCAUAUUAUGGCUGGGCAAAGUACAUUCUUGACAGAGCUUUCGGAAACUGCAUCCAUGCUGUCACUGGCGACUCGCAAUUCAAUUGUUGCUUUGGAUGAACUUGGACGAGGGACGUCGACUUCAGAUGGACAAGCAAUAGCUGAAGCAGUUCUUGAACAUUUUGUACGCAAGGUGCAGUGCCGUGGAUUGUUCUCUACUCACUAUCAUCGAUUGGCUAUCAACCACGAGAGGGAUCCCAAUGUUUCCCUCUGUCACAUGGCCUGCCAAGUCGGCAAAGGAACUGAAGGUCUAGAGGAAGUUACAUUUCUUUACAGAUUAACUCCUGGUGCAUGCCCCAAAAGUUAUGGUGUAAAUGUUGCGAGGAUAGCUGGACUUCCUGAUGUUGUGCUCCAAAAGGCGGCUUCAAAGUCUAGGGAAUUCGAAGAAGCUUAUGGCAAGAGCAACAAAAGGGGAUCCCAGGACACAUUCUUCUCUUCCCCAGAUUGGAACAAAGAGUUAAAAGAUGUAAUGAGUAACUUGAUGAAGGUUGAUUCCAGUGGAAGUUGCUCUCAAGAUUUUAUGGAGGGUGAAGAUUCACCAUUAAUUGAACUUCAACGUAAAGUGAAAAGGGUGCUCUUAGAACAAAAUUAG
This is a messenger RNA of Oldenlandia corymbosa var. corymbosa, 3939 nucleotides long. Lineage: Eukaryota; Viridiplantae; Streptophyta; Magnoliopsida; Gentianales; Rubiaceae. The record is from the annotation of a GenBank genome assembly.